AUGGUGAAUGAACAGGUGUGUAAGUUUGUGGGAAGCUAUGAGGCCGCUUUGAAGGAGCAAUCUAGUGGCCAAAAUGAGAACGAUGUCAUGAAGUCUGCCCAUGACAUCUUCUUAAACGACUACCAGGUCAAGUUCACACUUGAACAUGCGUGGAGGGAGCUGCGGUUUGAUCAAAAAUGGAGAUCAAACUCUGUGUCAAAAGAUGGUGCAAAGGAGAAAAGGAAGGAACCUGUGGAGACGGUGCCUGACUCGGAAGAGGUUAGGCCUCCUGGUGUUAAGGCUUGCAAAGCAGCCAAACGCAAGAAGCAUGGGAAUGAAGCAGCAUUUGAUCGACUGGAGAGCAUUCUAGACUUGAAACAGAACAUAUCCAAACAGAAAUUACUAGAACGUCUCCUAUCCAAAAAAGAUACUCUAACUGAUAGUGAGGUGUCUCUGAAGGACAAACUCAUUUCUGAGAUGCUUUGA
Molecule: messenger RNA, 465 nt
Organism: Brassica oleracea var. oleracea
Lineage: Eukaryota; Viridiplantae; Streptophyta; Magnoliopsida; Brassicales; Brassicaceae
Product: glutathione S-transferase T2-like
Exons: 1
Coding region: 1-465 (154 amino acids)
Source: RefSeq, a predicted model, not a curated record